This is a messenger RNA of Caenorhabditis angaria, 1740 nucleotides long. The record is from the annotation of a GenBank genome assembly. NCBI's taxonomy places the organism in Eukaryota, Metazoa, Nematoda, Chromadorea, Rhabditida, Rhabditidae.
AUGAUUUUGUCUUUCGGUAGUUUGAAAGUCAAAUUUCGAGAACAUGGAUUGGGCAAAUUUUGUAUUUAUUUUCUAACUCUUCAAUUUUUGUGAGUUUCUAUUUUUGUUGUGCGGCGAGAUUUUCAACACAGUAAGAAAAACAGAGAAAAUACAUUUUGUUAACCAUUUUCCGAUUUUCUCAGCCUUCCUGAAUAGAUUUUCUCUACUUUCUCAUCGUUAAGAAAAUAAAUUGAAUGGCCCCAAUCGCUCAAUAUUUGGGAAAAAAUUUGAGUAUCAUUUUGAAAGAAUGUUUAACGAUAAUUGGCUGGGAUUGUUUUUCUACCUCAAAAAACGUUUUGGAAAAUUUCAAAUUUUUGGGUUUCAAGGUCUUUUGACAAAAGCCAUUUAUGGAAUUUUUGAAAAUUAUUGAAACUGGUUUUCCAAAUACCGAGGAACUGGUGGCAUGAUUUUCCCGGAACUUUUUUAUCAAAAAAAAUUCAGAACAUUUUGAAAAAUGUCAAUUUUCAAGGUUGUCCGGAAUCAUUUGAUCAAAAUAUUCUUGGAAAAAUUUGUAGUUUGAAACAUGGCUAUAUUAUUGUUUUGAAAAAAAAUAGUGUGAGAAUGAGAGAUAAUAAUUGUAAAGUCCAAAAUAUUCGAACCCAAACUAAAUCCCACAUUUCCAGAAUCACUGAAAUCAGCGAGAACUACAAAGGUGGCAAAGACUUGAUCCUCGAACUCCCAGAAAACUAUGACAUCUUCCAUAUCGAUUGGAUCUCCGUGUUCUGCGUCAAAUAUCGUGUAAACUUCGGCAAUAUUGUUGUUCCAACUGACGACACUCUAGCAAAUAUUCCUCCAUAUGUCCCACCAUUCCAAAGAAAACCAGAAAUUGCAAAUAUGAAACCAAGAGGAAUUCUUCGUGGAACUCAAGAUCGUCGAAAUCUCACAUUCCAACUUGCGGAGACCAAUAAUAUCAAACCAUAUUCAGGUUUUCCAUAUUUAAGAGCACCGAAAUAUGUGUGGUUUGUGAAUAGUGUGCAAACACCAGAUUUGUAUUUGGUCAGAAAUGAAACCUACACUUUCAAGUGAGUCAUUUUCAAAUUCAGCUAGAGAAUUAUUAAGAAAAAAACUUUUUUUCAGCAUCGAAGGAGGAAAAGACAAAUCAAUCCCACAGUUUUUCAAUCCUCUUUACAUUGGAAAUGAUGAACAUGGAGCUUAUAACGAAUUAUCCCCAAUGGAAGCAGAGGUAAGUUUUGAAUAAAAAAUUAGCGGGUUUUUAAAAUAAACAAUGUUUCAGAAAGUCACAAUUUACUCGCCUGGCCCAGUGGAUAGCAAUUCUGGUCCACUUUGUAUUUGGUCACAAUUGAAACCACAUCAAAAUGCGUCUGAUAUGUUCUUGGAGUGUGAUGGUUGGCCAGAAGAUGUUCAUACUUUUGUCUUUACACCAAAUGAUACUACACCAAGUGUUUUGUACUAUAAUGUGAGUUUUGGAAAUUGUUUCACGAAUUAAAACUAUAGUUCAAAAAAAUUGGAACUUUAUGAACUGUGUUGUAAUUUCAGAGUGCCACAAAUUUCGACAUGGGUGGUCGAAUUUUCAUAGUCGACGAGCUGCCCGCCAAUCUCACUGAUGCUCAAGAAAUCCCAUACAAUCGAGAGAAAUGGCAUACUUUGGCUCUCACCAAAUUACGCAACGGAAAAGUUAACACGGCUAAAACUACAAUUGCUGCAUUUUUCAUGAUUCUGGUCACAAUUAUCGUUUCAUAG